CAACUAUGGACAUCCCGUGUGUUCUUUUUACGAAGAAUCUGUUUAAAUUAUUUAUUCGGGCUGUACCAUUUAUAUUUGCAUUUGUCACUAUGGGAACAAAGGCCAAGCCCUGUGGUGGCUCUCCAGCGGAGGGUGUCUGUGUCGUUUCUAUAGCAACGUUUGUGUAAGCAACACAGCAGCCGAAAGACUGGAAAGGACUAGAGCGAAGAUAAUUCUGGUCCUAUAGUUGGGUACAUAGAUAGCCUAGGGUUUUCAGUCUGUUCUGGCGUCUGUACAUUCUGCUCACCACCUGUAAUUUAUUUUUCAGUAUGGGUGUGAAUGGUGUGCCUGAGAGGAUGGGGCCAAGUUAACAGAGACUGGGUCUAGUUCACAGCAAAGACAUGGAGACAGGGUCAGAGGGUAUAGUUCAUAGGAAGGGCAUGGAGACAGGGUCAGAGGGUAUAGUUCACAGGAAGGGCAUGGAGACAGGGUCAGAGGGUAUAGUUCACAGGAAGGGCAUGGAGAAUGGGUCAGAGGGUAUAGUUCACAGGAAGGGCAUGGAGACAGUGUCAGAGGGUAUAGUUCACAGCAAGGGCAUGGAGACAGGGUCAGAGGGUAUGGUCUUGCAGGCUCCAACAGGGGCUGUCAGUGAGGAGACCCGACUGGCUCUGGAUCUUGGUGUCUUGGAAGACUCUGAACUCACUGAGCAGCAGAAGUUACGCCGUGUGUUGGACUGGACUCUGGGCUUCCUUGGGACCAGCCAGGAUGGAAACGAUCUCAGCACACAAGCGAGAGCUGUGUGUGCCUUCCCGCGUUUCAGCUCCUCUCCAUAUGGGCCCGAGGUCGGCAGGAGCCAAGCUGUCUCUGUCCUUGGAACCUUUCACGGUGUGGUCAGAAGCGGAGGCGAAGAUGCUGUGGUGGACCGGGCAGAGCAGCCAGAUAGGACGCCAUGCCCCAGCACACCGCCCAGCCUCACCUCCACCCUCCCAAAACGAUGUGUUGUGUUUUCGGUGCCGGAGUUUAGCCCUGGGCAUAGAGAGAUGGUCCUGUCCUCAGGGGAUACCAAUGGCGGGCAUGAACAACAUAAAAUCGAUGGCCUCGAUGUCCAUCUGACAGAACAGACUACACACACACCGGACGUUGUCUGUGAGAUCCUCAGACCCAGAGUCAGUAAAGGCAGUGCCCUUUUUUUCAGAGCCCACCACCUCAUGUCAGAUUCAGGUGAAGGGGGUUGUGGCAAGAGGGAGGACAGAGUUGUGGGAAUGCAGGAACCCAAAGAGAAGAAGGUGGUGGUGGAGGAGAGACACCCGCCAACAGGCCUCGACAUCACUCCCGAUGGAUCCUCCUGGGUGGAACCGGAGGGAGAAUGUUUAGAGACGCCCGCCACAAGCCAGGACUCAGAAGGCGUGAGUGUAUACAAGAAGUACCUGCUGUGUUUGUCCCAUUUAGACCGUCUCAGGAUGAAGCAGAACCAAACACCUGCUGACCCCACAACCCCACUUGCAGGCCAAAUUCCAAAACCCCGACUUGCCAGCCUUCCUGCCAGCCUUCCUGCAAGCCUUCCUGCCAGCCCUACUGCCAGUCCUCCUGCCAGCCCUCCAGCUGAACUAGCGCUUGCUAAGCAUCUGGUCCACCAGGACGUCCAUACCGAGGGGAGACGGGCCCCAUUCAAGAGCUCAGCAGUGGAGAAUGGAGGAGAGCUGCGGCCCAAGAGCAGCGGAGGUCAACCUGGUGUCAGGGAUCAGGCUCGCGUCAGAGGUCGUGGUCGUGCGUGGAGGUUUUGGGAAAGGUCAAGCCUCUCCUGGUCAACCUUCACUCACGGUGAAGUGCUCCCACGGUCUCAACUCCCCGGCCUCCGAGACUCGGCAAAAGACGUGGCAUCUAAACGGAUGUCCGAACGUUCCUGCUCUGGAGCCAGAUCACCACAUCUCCCCCUGGAGACUGCAGUGAAUUUCAAGAAAAACAACAGUCCUGUGACCAGAGCUCCAGCACUAGCACCCGCAGGGGGCAGUGUGUUGUGGCUGUCUCUACCUGAGGAGGUGUGGCUGUCCGUCCUGUCAUUUCUGACGCACAGAGAUCUGUCCACCGUGGCCCAGGUGUGCCCGCUGCUGCUUCGACUGGCCAAUGAUCACACCCUCUGGCAAGUUGUUCGAGUAGAAAACAGCUUACUGCUGACUGACCAAUGGCUGAAAAGUGUGGGCGGGCAUAACCCUCAAAGCCUCACUAUCUACAGGUGCAGCGGACCGUCAAUCACCACUGCCGGUCUCAAAGACUUUUUCAAACUAAGUCACGCCUCACUGAAGGAGCUGAACGUAAUAAGCUGCAGCGGUCCCGGUUUCCGGGGUGACCUCAUGUUGACCCUUAGUGGCCAACACUGCAAUCACAUGACCUCUGUGGACGUCAGCUGGAGCGGAGCUACUGACCUAGGCAUCAGAGCGCUGACUGAAAACUGCAUUGGCAGACUGAAGUCAGUCAUUGUCAAUGGUUGCCAGGUUACAGACAAAGGCUUGAAUACCCUGGUCAUGAGACACAGAGAGAGUCUGCGAAGACUAGAGGUGUUUGGCUGCCUGUCUAUCAGUCCAUCCUGUCUGGGCAGAGUGUCCAAGCUGUGUCCUGGCCUGGAGGCCCUGAACAUCGGCCAGAUCCCGAAUGUCACUCAUUCUUGCCUGACCCUUGUGACAUCACGACUCAAACACCUCCGCUCCCUGAACCUGACUGGGCUCCAUGCAGUGAGUGAUAAAACAAUUCACGUGGUCCUCCAGCAAUGCCCUGACCUCCAGGAUCUGACCCUUAGCUUCUGCCAUGGAGUCACCGACCUGAGUCUGCACAAGAUCAGCAGCCACGCCCCCCACAUCAGGUUGCUGGAUGUGAGUGGCUGCAGUAUGGUGAGUGAUUCAGGCAUUAAGGCGGUGGCUGGUGUUUGUAGACGUCUCCAGCACCUGGAUCUGAGCUCCACCGCCACGGGGACCAGGGGAGUGAACCUGUUGGCAAACUACUGCAGCACUCACCUCCUCACUGUGAAACUGAGCUCCUGCCAGGUCAACAGAGAGGCCAUCCAUAAACUCUGUAGGCACUGCAAAAGGUUGAAGCUACUACACCUGUAUGACUGCGCCUACAUCCCCACUCAACAAGAGAUCCGAGACAUCAAUCCCACCGUUAAACUGUACCCGCAGACUUGACAGGCACACAGUAAUAAUACCUCUGGGGAACACGGGCAAACCCGCGGAGGUGGAGGUUGACUUCAGCGAUCGUCAGUGACGGCAGUGAGUUCGCUGAUCUCCCAGUCCGUCCUGAUCCGGUCUCCACACACCUGUGUCAGGGUGCCCUCCUCCGCUCCCCCUGUGGAGGAGGUGUGUACCCGCCCCCGCUGCAGGGGUAAACACCGUGCCGGAGGGGUCGUCUGCUGCCACCCGCC
Molecule: messenger RNA, 3394 nt
Organism: Esox lucius (northern pike)
Lineage: Eukaryota; Metazoa; Chordata; Actinopteri; Esociformes; Esocidae
Product: F-box/LRR-repeat protein 7
Exons: 14
Coding region: 381-3158 (925 amino acids)
Biological process (GO): SCF-dependent proteasomal ubiquitin-dependent protein catabolic process
Cellular component (GO): SCF ubiquitin ligase complex
Molecular function (GO): protein binding
Source: RefSeq, a predicted model, not a curated record